Messenger RNA from Microthlaspi erraticum, 1164 nucleotides. NCBI's taxonomy places the organism in Eukaryota, Viridiplantae, Streptophyta, Magnoliopsida, Brassicales, Brassicaceae. The record is from the annotation of a GenBank genome assembly.
AUGGAGAUUUCGAAGGAGCCAAAGACGAAGAUCGAUGAAAUCUCUCACAGCCUCUCGUUCUCUACUUCCAACGCCGCCGGCGAUUCAAGCUGGGACAAAUUCCCCUUCUUCCGCCACCGCUCGCGUCAAAUCACGCGCGACACUUGGCUCGUCUCCGUCUUCGUGCUUCUUCAGAUCGUCAUCUUCGCUGUAACUAUGGGCAUCAACGAUUGCUCCAGAAACUCUCACGGACACUGCGCCGGCAAAAUCCUCGGUCGAUUCUCUUUCCAGCCUCUCUCCGAGAAUCCUAUGCUCGGCCCCUCCGCUUCCACAUUCGAACACAUGGGAGGUCUUUACUGGAAAGCUCUGGUGGAGAAGCAUGAGGUUUGGCGUAUAUUGACAUCACCGUGGCUCCACAGCGGAUUGUUUCAUCUCUUCAUAAACCUUGGGAGCUUGAUUUUCGUAGGGAUAUACAUGGAGCAGCAAUAUGGACCAUUGAGGAUUGCAGUAAUAUACAUCCUCUCCGGCGUUGUUGGUAGUCUCUUUGCUGCAUUGUUCGUUCGAAACGUCCCAUCAAUCUCUUCCGGUGCUGCCUUCUUUGGGUUGAUCGGAGCCAUGCUCGCUGAGCUUGCAAGGAACUGGAAUCUAUACAGCUCCAAGAUUUCAGCCUUAGUGAUGAUAUUCACCAUCUUCACAGUCAACUUCCUGAUAGGCUUCCUCCCAUACAUAGACAAUUUCGCAAACAUUGGCGGUUUCAUCUCAGGGUUCCUCCUUGGAUUCGUGCUACUAUUCGCCCCGCAGCUGAGAGAGGUUGCUCCACCACCACACAAGGCGAAGCUGUUCGAAGAUGAUAUGAGAAGAUCCACAAGGAGGCUUAAAGAAAUGUUCGAUAGACCUAUACUAAGGAUCAUUUGCCUGGUUGUGUUUUGUGGAAUACUCGCUGGUGUUCUAGUAGCAGCUUCAUGGGGCAUCAAUCUCAACAGCCAUUGCAAAUGGUGUCGCUAUGUUGACUGCAUCCCAACAAGAAAAUGGAGCUGCAGCGACAUGACUGCUUCCUGCGAGGCAAUGGUGAGUGAUGCUCAGCUAACACUGACGUGCAUGGCAAAUGGAAGGUUUAGGAUCUUUCCUUUCACCAACAUCUCACAAGCAAGGACACAAGACCUCUGCACACUCGUCUGCUCCUAA